Molecule: messenger RNA, 1050 nt
Organism: Mycena indigotica
Lineage: Eukaryota; Fungi; Basidiomycota; Agaricomycetes; Agaricales; Mycenaceae
Exons: 7
Coding region: 1-1050 (349 amino acids)
Biological process (GO): ubiquinone biosynthetic process
Cellular component (GO): mitochondrial inner membrane
Molecular function (GO): 4-hydroxybenzoate polyprenyltransferase activity
Source: RefSeq, a predicted model, not a curated record
AUGCAUUUAUUUGACUGGCCCUUUAUCUUGUGUCGCUUCACCUCAACGCCCCCACACCCUUCAACGAUGCAGAAGGCUUCGACUCGCUUCAUCAGUCUUCUAUCGACUUGUGUGUCCCUGUUGGCUCUGCCGACGCCCACAGAAAUCCAAGCUUGCUGGGAACUUUGCCGACUGCACAGCAACAUCGGGUUCUGGGUCGUGUGGUUGCCAACAGCAUGGUCGAUAACAAUGGCCUUUCGCGCCCAGCCAGAUCUGACGCUCGCAGAGGCCGUUGUAUGCGCAAUGACCUAUGUUCCCCUUUGCUUCGGCGUCAAGUCUCUGAUCAUGACUAUUGAUGACCUUCUUGACUACGACAUCGACGGCCUUGUCGAAAGGACGAAAGGGCGGGCCCUCCCGCGCGGCGCCAUUUCUCUUCCGCGCGCCUGGACCUUCUUCGUAAUCCAAGUCAUCAUCGGUAUCCCUCUCGCUCUAUUGACCCUCAGCCGUACCGCUCUGCUCAUCUCCAUGGCGGUCUGGCCACUCUACAUCAUCUAUCCGACUUGCAAACGCUGGACGUACUUCGCGCCUAUUCCACUAGGAUUCAUGUUCACGGUUGGUGUCUUCAUGGGCUGGAGCGACGUCAGCCUCGACGGGACCAUCCCUUGGCAUAUUUUGGUCCCAAUCUACUUCAGCACGAUCUUGUGGACCUUUACUUACGAAACCGUCUACCAACACCAGGACAAAAUGGACGACAUCAACCUUGGGAUUUACUCUGCAGCUCUCUUUCUUCUGCAGCGGACUGUGCCAGUAUGCGCCGCCACGGCAGUCGGGUUUUUCCUUCUGCUCGCUUACGGAGGCGUCAUGAACGGACACGGGAUUACCUUCCUUGCAAGCGUGGUAGUUGCCGCCGUGGAUCUUUUUUCGGGCCUGCUGGGAACCAAUGUCGACAAUCCAGCCGAAUGCAAAAAGUUCUUCCUCGCUACACCGCGUAUCGGACAGUGGGUACUUGGCGGACUGGUCGCCGACAGCCUGCUGCAUCGCUUCUUAGAGGGCACUUUCAAGAUUUACUAA